CACUACCCUCUUUAAGCAAAGGAUAAAGCGAAAAGAAAUUCCUGAAUCCUCGUGGAAACGCAACACUCCCACAAACAAAAUUCUGCAAACCCAUCUCCAAAUCCAAAGUUUCCUCCUCUAAUGGCGACACCAGUCAAAGUGUACGGCCCACCCCUCUCCACCGCUGUCUCGAGGGUCUUGGCCUGUCUCCUUGAGAAAGAUGUUGACUAUCAACUCAUCACUGUCAACAUGUCCAAAGGUGAACACAAGAAACCUGAUUACCUCAAAAUCCAGCCAUUUGCUCAAGUACCAGCCUUUCAGGACGAAAGCAUCUCUCUCUUUGAGUCCAGAGCCAUAUGUAGAUACAUAACAGACAAGUACCCAAACAAAGGAAACAAGGGUCUGUACGGGACGAACCCAUUAGAGAAGGCUUCCAUUGAUCAAUGGUUAGAGGCCGAAGGGCAGAGUUUCAACCCUCCGAGCUCAGCUCUGGUGUUUCAGCUGGCGUUUGCGCCGCGAAUGAAGAUCAAGCCAGAUGAAAGGCUGAUCAAGCAGAGUGAAGAGAAGCUGGCAAAGGUGCUCGACGUGUACGAGAAGAGGCUUGGUGAGAGUCGGUACUUGGCCGGUGACGAGUUCAGUCUGGCUGAUCUCUCUCACCUGCCCAAUGCCCACUACUUAGUGAAGGCAACAGAUAGAGGAGAGCUCUUCACUUCGAGGAAGAAUGUGGGGAGGUGGUGGGACGAGAUUUCGAAUCGAGAAUCAUGGAAGAAGGUGGUUGAAAUGCAGAACUCACCGCCCCGUUAAGAGUGCUUGAAUUGGGUUGGCUUGAAUUGGGUUGGCAUUGCUUUCCCAUUGUUGAAUUUUGUGACUAGUUUUGCCACUGGUUCUGUAUUUCUGUUGUUGUUGUGUUGCUUCAAAUGACUUCCACAGUUCUGAUAUAAAUGUCUUGGUUGAUUUCAGUUCCCAA
Messenger RNA from Cornus florida, 946 nucleotides. Its product is annotated as glutathione S-transferase F10-like. The transcript is spliced from 3 exons. The coding region runs from base 121 to 783 and encodes 220 amino acids. Gene Ontology annotation, molecular function: glutathione transferase activity; glutathione binding. Lineage: Eukaryota; Viridiplantae; Streptophyta; Magnoliopsida; Cornales; Cornaceae. The record is from RefSeq and is a predicted model, not a curated record. Gene Ontology annotation, cellular component: cytoplasm.